Callorhinchus milii (elephant shark) is the source of this 618-nucleotide messenger RNA. RefSeq names its product retinoic acid receptor RXR-alpha-like. Lineage: Eukaryota; Metazoa; Chordata; Chondrichthyes; Chimaeriformes; Callorhinchidae. The coding region runs from base 126 to 530 and encodes 134 amino acids. The transcript has 2 exons. The record is from RefSeq and is a predicted model, not a curated record.
GAGAGUGGGGGGGUCUGACUCAGUGAUGGAGAGCCAGGGGCAGUGUGUGAGUGCAGUGUAGGGUUGGCCUCACUCUCUGGCUCUCUGCCCUCUCAUCUGCUCACUGACUUCUUGCUGCCGGGGACAUGCAGAUAGAGGCUGCGGCACAUGGAUACUAUUCCUCCCCGCCACUGAAUUACCCGGUGAAUUACGUGGUGCCCAUCAGAGGGAUGAACGCACCUUCACUGCACCCGCAGGUCCUGGGGCCGGGUGUCAGCCCCUCACUGGGCUCCCCCACCCAGCUCCACUCGCCUGUCAACGGGAUGACAUCUCCUUUUUCCGUCAUCAGCUCCUCCAUGGGCUCACACAGCAUGUCAGUCACCUCCACGUCCUCCAUGGGGUAUGGAGGCAGCAGCCCGCAGGUAAGCACGGCUGGGGAGGGGAGGCAACUGGGGAGAGGAGGGGAAGAGAUUGGGGAAGGGGGUCGACAUGUCAAGGACGUGGGGCAGGGCUGUAGGAAUGUUUGCUGUCAGGACAUCUAUGGGCUUUAGUUGCUGCAAACACAAAUAUUGAUUCGAGAGAGAAGUUGCAUUUUGCCGUUAUCUUGUUGAUCUGUCUCAAAGCCCUUCAUGGUAAUUA